AUGGGUCCUGGGGGUUCCACCCCGCUCAAGGCCCUUCUCCCUGGGGCAGACGGCUUCGUCCUUCCCCCUGGAGAUCCAGAGCUGUGCCGGGAGCAUGGAGAGACGUUUACCUUGUUCUGUGUGGAUGACCUGGAGCCAGUGUGCAGUCAGUGUGGACUGACUGAGACCCACGAGGGGCACAGAGUCUAUCCCAUAACGGAGGCUGUACCUGACUGUAAGGGGGAGCUGAACUCUUCACUGGGGAAGCUGCUCGGGAAGAGCAGGAGGUUUGAGAAGGUUACGCGGAUCUUUGAACACGCCUCCCAACACAACCAGAGCCAUGCCCAGCAGACAGAGAGACAGAUAAAGGAGGAGUUUGAGAAGCUGCACCAGUUCCUGAGAGAGGAGGAGGAGGCCAGGCUAGCCAGGCUGAGGGAGGAAGAGGAGGAGAGGAAUAGAGUGAUGAAGGAGAAGAGAGAGAGAGUGGGAAAAGAGAUGAAGCUGCUGGCUAAAACCAUCCGAGAGAUCGAGGAAGAGAUGAAGGAAGACAGGGAUGACAUCGCCUUUCUGCAGAAUUACCAGGAAACAGUAAAGAGGACGUGGCAGAGUCAUGGGGAGCCAGAGGAGGUGUGUGGUCCUCUGAUAGACGUGUCCAAACACCUGACCAACCUCCGUUACCC
Molecule: messenger RNA, 659 nt
Organism: Oncorhynchus masou masou (cherry salmon)
Lineage: Eukaryota; Metazoa; Chordata; Actinopteri; Salmoniformes; Salmonidae
Product: E3 ubiquitin-protein ligase TRIM35-like
Exons: 6
Biological process (GO): protein ubiquitination
Cellular component (GO): cytoplasm
Molecular function (GO): ubiquitin protein ligase activity; zinc ion binding
Source: RefSeq, a predicted model, not a curated record